GGAGGAGCUGGCUGAUGGGCGUGGGCAGAUAAAUACCAAAGCCCAGGAACCGGAGGGGAAGUGAACAGUGAGAUCUGGAGAGGGAAGCUGUGCGGGACGCUGGAGGUCCGGGCUGGGCCAGUGUCAGGGCUCCCGGGUAUGACCAGAGGCAUCGGGCCCCCAGGCGGGGCGACAGGCAUCGGGCCCCCAGGGGGGCGACAGGCAUCGGGCCCCCAGGAGGGGCGACAGGCAUCGGGCCCCCAGGCGGGGCGACAGGCAUCGGGCCCCCAGGCGGGGCGACAGGCAUCGGGCCCCCAGGCAGCGGCGGGCGCCGGACCCCCAGGGCGGAGAGCGACAGGUCUCGGGCCCUCAGGCGGAGCGGCGGGAGCGCAGGACCCCCAGGUGGAACGACAGGUCUCGGGCCCUCAGGCGGAGCGGCGAGCGCCGGACCCCCAGGUG
This is a messenger RNA of Staurois parvus, 438 nucleotides long. NCBI's taxonomy places the organism in Eukaryota, Metazoa, Chordata, Amphibia, Anura, Ranidae. The record is from the annotation of a GenBank genome assembly.